AGAGGAGGAAGACCAUAAUGACUCUGAAAAUUGCUACCAGAGCAUAGACGAUUUAUUGAAAGAGCACAUUUUAAAGAGUGAAACAACGAAUGGCAGCAAGGGUUCCUCUCCUAAGUACAAGAGACCGCGAUAUGAAAGUGACUCCUAUGAGUCCUUUCGAAAAGCACGGGGCAAUGAAAGUGGAGGGUAUAGAAGGAUUCACCAAAAAUCUUCAAAAUCCA
Messenger RNA from Linum tenue, 221 nucleotides. The record is from the annotation of a GenBank genome assembly. NCBI's taxonomy places the organism in Eukaryota, Viridiplantae, Streptophyta, Magnoliopsida, Malpighiales, Linaceae.